Messenger RNA from Coregonus sp. 'balchen', 11149 nucleotides. Lineage: Eukaryota; Metazoa; Chordata; Actinopteri; Salmoniformes; Salmonidae. The record is from the annotation of a GenBank genome assembly.
AUGGAGGUCAAUAUGGAGUACUGUCUGGCCCAGGUGGUGCAGAAAGACCUGGGGAGGAAGGUGCAGGUGGGACAGGAGCUCAUAGAUUACAUCCUGGAUAAGGACAGGUCCCAGGAUCUGGAGCAAGACCAGACAGGUCUGGACAGGAUGGUGGACAGCAUCGCUACAACCUGGGUCAACUGCUCCAACUUCAAGGUAAGAUGGGUGAAUAUGCAGUCAGAGAGCAGCUAGAUAGCUGCAUGUCAUCAUCACACAAAGAGAGGCAUAGAUACAUGAAGGGCUUCAUGAGAGUAGUUAGCUACUCGUUCUAAUAUUUCUUAAUUUCUUUUUUGAUUUGUGUGUAUUGUUAGGUAUUACUGCACUGUUAGUGCUAGGAACUCAAGCAUUUCACUACACCCACGAUAACAUCUGCAAAAUAUGUGUACGUGGCCAAUAUAAUUUUAUUUUAUUUUAUUUACAUGUCAUCAGGGGUAAAGCAACACAAACAAAUCCCAUGACUGAAACGUAAAGCUGCUAUGUGUAACUUUUUGGGCGAUCCUUCAAAAUGCACAUUGAAAUGUCAUGUUCGAUAUUUCUAUGCUUCCAGUUUUUAUGGUUCGUUUUUGCGUCUUUUACUUUCGGUUUUCUACACCAGUUUCAAACAGCUGAAAAUACAAUAUUUUUGAUUAUGGAAAAUAUAUUUCACAGCGGUUUAGAUGGUACAAUGGUUCUCUACAUUAUACUUGCUUGUUUUGUCACAAAGUGAAAUUAGGCAAACUAAUUUUAGCAACCAGGAAAUGGCGGAGCGAUUUCUGCAUGGUGCAUCUUUAAGUCGAUCUCAGAUCGAUUGUUUACCUCCCCUUUCAUAAAAAAAAAGUUAUGACCAUCAUGCUUUUGGGGAAAAAUGAUCAUUUUGUAAAUUUUGUAUUAAACUGCAAGUUUGACUAAUUCCAGUCCUUCAAAAAAAAAAAAAAUGUUUUUAUCCAUAUGACGGAAAUCCAUUGCAGUGACUGAGAACUUGAACUCCUGCAUCAUUCAUAGAGGGAGAUAUCAAAGGCACUCUGGAGAUAAAUUAAGAGUGGUGAAUGGGGAUAGUGAGAGCUCAAAGGGAUGGGUGGCUUGUUGUCAACAUUUGACCUAUGAAGAAUGUGAAUUGGAAAGCUAGAGCAAGGUGGAGAGGGAGGCUAUAUUGUGGGGCCAGACUGUCCAAUAUCCUUUAGGGGAUUUGUCCUCUGGCUGUUGUUGGGUUGGUAGACAGAGUAAACUAAUGGCAUUGAUCUUGUGUUGGCAUUCAAACAUGUUGGUUUUCAUCCAUGUUAUUCAAUAAAUCAACAGCAUAAUCCCGCUUUUCAGAUACGAAUGCAAAAAAAAGGGAUACUUCAGGAUUUUGGCAAUGAAGCUCUUUAUCUACUUCCCAGAGUCAGAUGAGCUCGUGGGUACCAUUUUUAUGUCUCCGUGUGCAGUUUGAAGGAAGUUGCUAACUAGCAUUAGCGGAUUGACCGGAAGUAUAUGGUAACUGCUAGCAUGCUAGUAGAUGCGAUAGACUUCCAGUCAUUGCGCAAACACUAGUUAGAGGUAGCUUCGAGAGCCAAUGCUAACUAGUGUUUGCGCAAUGACUAGAAGUCUAUCGCAUCUACUAGCAUGCUAGCAGUUACCAUAUACUUCCGGUCAAUCCGCUAAUGCUAGUUAGCAACUUCCUUCAAACUGCACACGGAGACAUAAAAAUGGUACCCACGAGCUCAUCUGACUCUGGGGGAGUAGAUUGCCAAAAUCCCAAAGUAUCCCUUGAAGUUUAAUGACAUGAAUCGACAAACUUGAUUAAAACAUGAAUGUAAUAUAUUAUGCGGCUGAGCUGACCCAUAAGAUAUCCGUUCCAAAGCAUAUCUUUACAGGGAUAGCAGUUCACAGUCUUUCCUCCUUGCUAAGCAUGUUUUAUAGUGCAUUAACUGGCCUAUAUACAGAACCAGUCAAAAGUUUGGACACACCUACUCAUUCCAGGGUUUUUCUUAAUUUUUUACUAUUUUCUACAUUGUAGAAAUAACACAUAUGGAAUCAUGUAGUAACUAAAAAAGUGUUAAACAAAUCAAAAUAUAUUUUAUAUUUGAGAUUCUUCAAAGUAGCCACCCUUUGCCUUGAUGACAGCUUUGCACACUCUUGGAAUUUAUUUCCUUCUUAAUGCGUUUGAGCCAAUCAGUUGUGUUGUGACAAGGAUAGCCCUAUUUGGUAAAAGACCAAGUCCAUAUUAUGGCAAGAACCGCUCAAAUAAGCAAAGAGAAACAACAGUCCAUCAUUACUUUAAGACAUGAAGAUCAGUUAAUCUGGAAAAUGUCAAGAACUUUGAAAGUUUCUUCAAGUGCAGUCGCAAAAACCAUCAAGCGCUAUGAUGAAACUGGCUCUCAUGAGGAUCGCCACAGGAAAGGAAGACCCAGAGUUACCUCUGCUGCAGCGGAUAAGUUAAUUAGAGUUAACUGCACCUCAGAUUGCAGCCCAAAUAAAUGCUUCACAGGCCUACCACUGUUGUGUCGUCGGCAAACUUAAUGAUGGUGUUGGAGUCGUGCCUGGCCAUGCAGUCAUGGGUGAACAGGGAGUACAGGAGGGGACUGAGAACGCACCCCUGAGGGGCCCCCGUGUUGAGGAUCAGCGUGGCAGAUGUGUUGUUACCUACCCUUACCACCUGGGGGCGACCCGUCAGGAAGUCCAGGAUCCAGUUGCAGAGGGAGGUGUUUAGUACCAUGGUCCUUAGCUUAGAAAAUAGUAAAAUAGUAAAAAUAAAGAAAAACCCUUGAAUGAGUAGGUGUGUCCAAACUUUUGACUGUUACUGUAAGUUGCCUAUGUAAUGUGCCUGAGACAAGCAGAAGAACAGAAUGGCAAUACGGACGUUUUACCUGAGUCCUUCCUUCCAUCUACAAGGAUCACUUUACCUGAAUACCGCACAAUGCUUUUACACUGACAUUGCACCUUAACAUAAACUUCAUUGUUUUAUUUCAACAGCAGCUAAGAUAUUCAUGUAAAAAUGUAAGAUUGAUAAUAAUUUGGAAUUCUUUCUGGGGCAUACAGGCCUAUGACCUAUCUAGCCCAAUUUGUGACUACACCAGCAGUCUGAUUCGUUAAUGCUCCUAUUCUUUCCCAUCUUUCUGUGUGGAUAUUUCCUUGCAUUGUUUAUGAAGCUGGUGAUUUAUUGUUGUGAUACGCAGCUUAUUGUAUGCUGGUACCUUUUGAGAUCUCUAGACAAAGCCAUACUUUCCCUUGCCUACAUAGUUUAAAGUGGGUCUCAGACUUUUGUCGGCCCUGUUUUGCCCCCUUGCAGUCUCUGUGUUUAGCUGCCUUUGCCCCAGGGCUCAGGCCCUCUGAGCUGGUAAACUAAACUAAGGCUAAGCGCUCCCAGGCAGUUCCCUUCGCCUGCUGUUUCUGGCACGGCUAGGAAGAUGGUCAUUAGGGCUGUGGCGGUCAUGACACUUUAUCAGUCGGUGGGCUAUCUUGCACCCAUCACGUGGAAUUUGACUGCAGUCAUGACUCGUGACCGCCGGGGCGGCAGGUAGUUUAGUGGUUAAGAGCGCUGUGCCAGUAACCGAAAGGUCGCUGGUUCUAAUCCCCGAGCCGACCAGGUGAAAAAUCAGUCGAUGUGCCCUUGAGCAAGGCACUUAACCCUAAUUGCUCCUGUAAGUCGCUCUGGAUAAGAGCGUCUGCUAAAUGACUCAAAUGUAAAUGUAAAAUGUAAUACGGUCACCAUUACAGCCCUAAUUAGGACCUGGAUGCUGUGUUGGUACAGAGAGCAAGAGGCUUUAGGCCUAAUUGGAGCUGGCCUGGUUACUGCUCAGCUGAAGGGGCUCCAUAGGGGUUCUGUGAUGACCGAGUGAGAGGGGUUCAGGGAUGGGGCUCCACAGGGCCGAAGAGGGUUGUCCACAAUCUUGUUUGUACCAAUAGGCUUCUGACCUGGAUCCUUCAGUGAUGACACUAGUGCUCCGUCACAGGUCAAAGGGCUAUGGUUCCAAAAGUCUUCCUCCUUUUCGCCACAUCAUUGUUUUAGUAACAUGUAGUAUGUUUCAGUGUGCUUCUAAAAGCUUAAUGGUGGUCGCUGGUCAAAUCAGCGUCAAAGGUCAGAUGGGGCAGUUGGCCCAUUGACAGGAAAAUUAUCCUCUGUCAGGUAGUGUAAUGAUUCUCUUCUGUGCCUCUGAAAUGCAGGCCAGGCAGUGCCUAGACCUCGGAGCGGAGCGUGCCUGGACGCAGACUGUGGCUGAUGGGCCGAGUAAUGUGGAAAGUAUUUGGAGGGAGGGACUGUGGUCUACGUGGAUUGUGAUCCUCCUUAAAACCUAGAACUAGGCCUAUAUCUGGUUCCGUCAUCACUACAGGUCUGUUGAUUGUCUUCAUUGAAUGGAAAGAGAUCAUAUGUAAUGGAAUGAACAAGUGGUCCUAUAGGCAUACCCUCCAUUCCCUAACAGAAGAAUAGUCUCUCUCCUCCUGCUAUUCUAUAUGUAGGCCAAGCCCGCCAACAUAGUAACUGUCACUGCUCUACCUAAGCUGGUAAUGGAGUGACGUGUGCGGAAUUACUGUAGUAGUAUUACUGUAGUAUUUAAUCCUUCAUUUGGCAGACUGUCCCAUUAAGACUUACAGGGAUAACAACAUAGUACCAUGUCUGUCCCCUCAGCUCACAGUGGACUUCAUCAUGAUUCGUACAUAUGCAAUGAGGACAUAUAGUCUAACAACCGAGGGAGAACUGUGAUAGUUGACAUUUCCUUUCUUGCAAUGGUUUUUCUGCUGCAGUCUUUCUUUUUAUGUCUCUUCCAUACAUGGGUGUGUCUAUUGACUCAGCAGCCUUGCCUCACUUCAACUCUUACACAUCACUAAUGUUAAUUCAUGUUGUUUAUAUUUCCCUUUCAAGAUGAUACGAUACGUAUCUAGAUACAUGGGUUCCGAUUCGAUACAGGAACGAUACGUUUUAGUUUGAAAUUAUUCGGUGCGAUUCGGUUUGAUUAGAGAACGAAUCGGUUCGAUACGAUUCGAUGCACUAAUAUUUGUGGCAUAAACACAUUCAUUUUCCAAUCUAAAUUAAAUCUGCUGUUGAUGGAGCUCAUGAGCCGGGCCUCUCUGAGCCGGGCCUCUCUGAGCCGGGCCUCUCUGAGCCGGGCCUCUCUGAGCCGUGUGUGUGUGUGUGUGUGUGUGUGUGUGUGUGUGUGUAUGAUGUAUGUUUAUGGUGUAUGUACAUGGAGGCAUCUGAGUUGAGCCAUAAGGGAGGCUAGGUAUCUACCACUAUCAGAUUAGAGGAGGCAAUGUAGCCUAUGUUUUUUGUCCCCCACUUUGGUUCUAAAAUCACUAUCACCCACUAAUUAACUUUAAUUUUUGCAGAUUAAGUGUUUGAGCUAGUAAUGUAUCAAUAUUUUUCAUUUACAAAUUAGCUAUGACAUAGCCAAUGAAUAUAUAGCACCUUUUGGAUUUCACCCCCAUCUCAAAAUCGAAUGGUUUUGACCGUUUGGAAGUUUUUAGAGUGUUCUUCUCCUCUCGCUUCGGCCAUGCAGCGCGCCCCUCAUUUAAAAAAACAUUUUAGUCAUUUAGCAGACGCUCUUAUCCAGAGCGACUUACAGUUAGUGAGUGCAUACAUUUUCAUACUGGCCCCCUGUGGGAAUCGAACCCACAACCCUGGCGUUGCAAGCGCCAUGCUCUACCAACUGAGCUACACAGGCCCUCAAAAGUGAUUGCUGUCCUCGUUAUGAAAUUAGCAACUUUACCCUGUAUAUCUAAAAAUGACCAUAUACACUGAUUGUUUAAAGCAAAACUAUUGCUGAUGGUGAACCUGAACAAUCAAAGUUAAAUUGUUAUUAAAUUAUUGUAAGCAGCGUUCAGCUUACUUUUAUUCUGGUAAAAUAUAAUUUUCAACAGCAGCCAGAACUGAACGGGCACGCAGGGCACAUGCCCCGGGGACGCCCAGAUAGCAUUUGAUAGCAAAAUGUGUAGAAUUGCAGGAAAAUAGCUUUAAAACUACAUAUUUUCUCAGCCUCAUGGCAAAAUGUGAGCAAUAGCAUGAAAUGAGAUAUCAAAAAGCACAUUUUUCUCUCAGACCCAUGGCAAAAAAUGUAGAAUUGCAGGAAAUUAGCUUAAACUGCAACAUUUUCUCUUAGCCUCAUGAUCAAAUGUGUAGAAUAUUUUCAACAGAAUGUGUAGCAAUGCAGGAAGUUAGCUGUUAAAAAAAAUUAAAAAUAACUGUCCCUCCCCCCCUUGGGGCCCCAAAUACGGUAGUCCGGCCCUGUAGAUAACAAUAUCCUAGCAAAUUACAUAAGUUGUCAUUCACCUAAUAAAGCCUAAUAUCACGCAAGCCAUUUUAUCAUUUGAAUAUGCUGAAGGUGCCGCGCAGAUGUGCAAGAUCAGGAACAGGCCGCCUACCUCGCGGUGGUCAGUGCGUGAAGCUGGGCACAGUGCACAGUUUGCCUAGGUUACUGAUAUUGCCUAGGUUAAUGACUGUCAACACAGUUACCUGCAGUUCGACACUGAACGAGAGGAUGCAUCAGUUGAACUGGCGAUUUCAUAACGUUGGAAUCGAUUUUCUGACCGAUGCAUGCUACAUUUCAAUCGGUUUGGUGUCCAAGGCCCGAUGCACUUGUAUCUUAAACAUUUGAAUCAGGGACCGAUGCAUAUCGGUGAAUCAUGACUUCCCUAAUUACCAUGUAAUUGUAGACCUAAUGAUAGUUUAAUGAUGUAGGUGUUUCUCUGCUGUUGAAAAAGAUCAAUCAUCAAAGGGAACAGGGAGCAGUAUUACACUGUCUUUAUCACAGCUAAUCCUAAGGCUUCUUCGGCAAGAUUAAACAGUGUGUGUGUCUGUUGUCUGUGCACUGUGGCCUGUCAGAACAUAGGUCUGUUUGCGGUACAGCGUAUUUAUAUUUGGCACAGUGCGUGCUGGCUCUGCUCUCCUGCUUGUCAGGCGCUGCAGUAUCCAAUGAACAAACUAAGCAUCACGUCUUCUUCAGCAAUCACCAACUGACCCUGCUAAGGCUUUUCUGCCCCGCUGCACUCCAUUAAAACACACUGAUAAUCUUCUCUACCGAUCCACACCAAACUCCUGUAUCCCUGUUUAUAUCUGCUUUGUUACCCAAAGCAGCAGCUGAUCUCUCACACAUAUUCAAUAGUUCAGGAAAAAAUACCCAUCACCAAGCUCAGCAAAAAAUAACCUGUGCUGUAGCCUUUGUCUCACAUUUUACCACUUGUAAAUCUAUGCAUGAUAGGGCUAUUGUCUGUGCCAAUCACACUGUGUAGCACACUGCAGCCCAGGGAAACCAGGUGAGCUGAGCCGUCUCUCUUGCCAAAUCAAUGACCUCACAGAAUCAGCUGUUUGAUGGGGCUUGAAGAAAUCAGUCAGGCAACACCGCCUCAAUGUCUCCACUCAGCCUCCCUACCUCUCCUACCCUCCCCAUGCCUCAAUGUAGCAGUGGAGGGUUCAGCCUGCUUAUCAUUCUCUCUCGUCUGUCUGUCUGUCUGUCUGUCUGUCUGUCUGUCCUCAGCAGGAAGCCUGUCUGUCUGUCUGUCCUCAGCAGGAAGCCUGUCUGUCUGUCCUCAGCAGGAAGUCUGUCUCUGUCUGUCUGUCUGUCUGUCUGUCUGUCUGUCUGUCUGUCUGUCUGUCUGUCUGUCUGUCUGUCUGUCUGUCUGUCUGUCUGUCUGUCUGUCUGUCUGUCUGUCUGUCUGUCCUCAGCAGGAAGCCUGUCUGUCUGUCUGUCCUCAGCAGGAAGCCUGUCUGUCUGUCUGUCCUCAGCAGGAAGUCUGUCUGUCUGUCUGUCUGUCUGUCUGUCUGUCUGUCUGUCUGUCUGUCUGUCUGUCUGUCUGUCUGUCUGUCUGUCUGUCUGUCUGUCCUCAGCAGGAAGCCUGUCUGUCUGUCUCCUCAGCAGGAAGCCUGUCUCUCUCUAGAUUUGGGCUGAAGUGUUGUCUGUGAGUCUGUCUGCACUGAGGCAUAGAGCGCUUUGACACUGAGCUAUACCAAAAUGCCUGUAUGGGAAGACUAUGGGCCCUGGUCAAAAGUAGUGCAAUAUAUAAGGAAUAGGGUGCCAUUUGUGACAAAGACCCAGGGUGUUUCUCAAUAUGCAUACUACCGUGCUCCACACACUCAUGCUCUGAGUACAUUCUCCGACCACGUUCUCUUGGGUAUGUGGAGAAUGCAUAAAACAUUACAUUUUAGAAGCACUCACACUCCCCCUACUAUAUUACCUCACGCUUCACUGAACCUUCUUCCAGCCAGGACAAUGGCAACAAUAGACGAAACAAGAUAUACACAAAGCAAACGUUUUACUUCAUAACUAUUAGCUAGCUAUAUGUGAAUCGUAAUAAUGUAGCUAACCAGAUAGUUUAACAGGCAAAAAUGACCUAAAACUAAUAUUAUGCAAGAUAGAGGUCAAUUAUUUGUGGGUAGCUAGCUAACAAUUUUUCGUGGCUAGCUAACAGUAUUAGCUAGCCAGUUAGCCGUAUUGACUUAUUAUGGGCUUGCGAUCUACGGUACGUAGGCAGGUAAACAUGCCAAAAUUAACACAGCGUGUAUUUAUUAACGUAUCAAGAUAAAAUAUUGUAGUCAGGCAACAUACUGUGAGAUGUGAAUAGGCAACAUUUCAUUCCGAAGUAGUGUAUUUUCUCUCGCUUCAGCUCAAAUAAUGUCCGCCAUUGAUUUAAAUAAAUUUUGCAUCGAUGCAUGCUUAAAAAUAUGUAUAAAUGGAUAAUGCAUUUGAGAAGUGCCCUCCUUGCUCCGUUUUCGCAUGCUUUGAUUUGGACUCAUACUCCGACCUUCCCGUGCUCCAAUUUGCGUGCUCUUUUUGUAUUGUUUAUUUCACUUUUGUUUAUUAACUAUUUCACUUGCUUUGGCAAUGUAAACAUAUGUUUCCCAUGCCAAUAAAGCCCCUUAAAUUGAAUUUACAAUUGAAUUGAGAGAGAGGCUGGCUGACUUGCUGGCUGGUGUAUUCCUGUCCUCUGGCUGGUGUAUUCAUGUGUGUCGUUCUCACUGUCUAUCUGUCCUCUGAGGAUGAUGACCAUUGGCCAGAAGAGAAGAGGACAGUGGACAAGACAAUGUAGCCAUGAUGGUGACUGGCUGAUAUAUUGCACUGCCAGACUUGGCCUUGUUGUACUGACAGAUGAUAUACAGUAUGCACGGUAAAAGUCAGGAUUAGCCAAUAGCCUAACUUGUCUUGUGUUCCCUGUGGCUACAUUAAAGGUGUAUUAGGAUUAAGUUGUCACUCUAAAGAGGCCUCCCAAAUCAUACAGACCUAGGGCAAAGUCUUCACUUGGCGCUGGUCCAACAAACCCUCAAACCAUAUUCUUUAUAUUCUGCAAACUUGUUCCUCCAUACGUUCUGCUAAUCAUGCACUGCUCCUUGUCCAAUGCAGCUUGAGAUGGUGAGAGGCAAGGAGAUCAACAUGUCCCUGGUUUGAGUGACGGGAGCAGAAAAAGUCCAUUAGGCCUCUAAGCCUUUACUAAUGCCCAGGUCUUAAUUGAACUUGUAUGAUAUGUACUGUACAGAGCAACACAGACCGAUGUGUGGCUUACUGGCGUUUUGAUACACUGUAUUAUGAUGCACUCAGUACAGCAGCAAGCCAGGCAUUUUCUUCUUGGAAACCUGACUGACUGACUGGAUGACUACCUGACUGUUGAAGUUGACUAAACUCUUGGGUUAUUCAUCUAGCACAUACUGACUACUGUGGGACAGGGACAGGGAGGACUUAGGUUCAGCUCUGAAACCUCUCUGGGGUCAUGUCAUCCCACUGAGUAGGACUUUGUGCUUGUAGAACUAAGACAAAUACAAGCCUGUGUUAAACGUUAAUCCAAAAGAUUUGCUUGUUAUGUUUUGACUAGAAAGUAGGGAGGGGAGGGGGGGGGGUCUCCUGUCCUCCUGUCCUCUGCUCUGCCUCCAGAGGGCAAGCACACACUGUCUGCCUGUCUGUCUGUAACUUCCAAGAUCUGAGCCAAGGCUCUAUUAGAAGACUGCCAUCCACCUCCAUCUCCUCCUGUGAGGUUCCUCUUAAUCCUGUCUGAGGCUAGCCUCACUAUUGCAGUCAGUGUAUUACCCUCUUUGUCCUUCUGCAUCAUAUUUAGUUUCUUUAGCUACAUAUUGUCCAUGUUCUCUGAACUGAAGUUAUUGAUCAUAGUAGGAUCUUGCUGCAGUGUGUCUGUGUGUGUCUGCAUCCAUGAUCAUGUAUGUGUGUGAGUGUGCAGUAUGUAGCAUCUGUGCGUGAGUAUGCGGUUAUCCUCCGUGCCUGUUGGUGUGCUGUGGAGCAGUUUUAAUGGAGGUGCUGCUGCGGUAGCUGUGUUUCAGGCGGCAGGUCUGUGCUGUGGUGAUGUGGCGCUACAGCGAGAGCACAGCCAGGCUGGCAGCAGGAUAGCGCCAUGAUGGGGGGGAUGACGCAUAGGAGGAGGAGGGGAUAGUAUGAGGAUAGAGAGGAGGAGGAAGGGAGGAGCUGAGGAUGGGGGGAAAAUAGGACUAGAGACUGGCUUAAUGAACCUGCUAAUGGAACACUAGAGUGUGUAUGUGUGGCUCUCUCCUCUUCUUGGCAGCAUGCCAGCUCCCUUUCUCUCUCUCUUCUUCUUUUACUGCACUCUCUUUUCCCUCUCUCUCUCUUCCCUCUCUAACCCUGUCAAGUCAUCAGCUAGGCUGAACAACCCAGACUCAUCAGCUAGGCUGAACUACCCACAGUCAUCAGCUAGGCUGAACUACCCACAGUCAUCAGCUAGGCUGAACAACCCAGAGUCAUCAGCUAGGCUGAACAACCCAGAGUCAUCAGCUAGGCUGAACAACCCAGAGUCAUCAGCUAGGCUGAACAACCCAGAGUCAUCAGCUAGGCUGAACUACCCAGAGUCAUCAGCUAGGCUGAACUACCCAGAGUCAUCAGCUAGGCUGAACAACCCAGAGUCAUCAGCUAGGCUGAACAACCCAGAGUCAUCAGCUAGGCUGAACAACCCACAGUCAUCAGCUAGACUGAACAACCCACAGUCAUCAGCUAGACUGAACUACCCAGAGUCAUCAGCUAGGCUGAACAACCCAGAGUCAUCAGCUAGGCUGAACAACCCAGAGUCAUCAGCUAGGCUGAACUACCCAGAGUCAUCAGCUAGGCUGAACUACCCAGAGUCAUCAGCUAGGCUAAACAACCCAGAGUCAUCAGCUAGGCUGAACUACCCAGAGUCAUCAGCUAGGCUGAACAACCCAGAGUCUUGA